Molecule: messenger RNA, 637 nt
Organism: Panicum virgatum (switchgrass)
Lineage: Eukaryota; Viridiplantae; Streptophyta; Magnoliopsida; Poales; Poaceae
Product: U6 snRNA-associated Sm-like protein LSm6
Exons: 3
Coding region: 89-358 (89 amino acids)
Biological process (GO): mRNA splicing, via spliceosome; maturation of SSU-rRNA
Cellular component (GO): P-body; nucleolus; U6 snRNP
Molecular function (GO): RNA binding
Source: RefSeq, a predicted model, not a curated record
AAGGGAUCCAGGGACCAAACGGGUUCUCGCAUCCGCCGCCCGCGAUCCGCGAACGCGGAGGGACACCAAUCACACCACAGCGCGCAAGAUGAGCAGCAGCGGCGGCGGCGGGGCGGUGAAGACGCCGUCGGACUUCCUCAAGUCCAUCAGGGGCUUGCCCGUCGUCGUCAAGCUCAACUCCGGCGUCGACUACCGAGGUAUUCUGGCUUGUCUUGAUGGAUACAUGAACAUCGCGAUGGAGCAAACUGAAGAGUAUGUGAAUGGUCAGCUAAAGAACAAAUAUGGUGACGCAUUCAUAAGAGGAAACAAUGUAUUGUACAUCAGUACAUCCAAGCGUACCCUUACAGACGGUUCGUGAGAGGUGAAACUGUUAAGAUCUUCAGUGCCAGUCUUGCAACUCGACCGAUUAUGAGUGAAUUUUAUGUAUUACAUUCUUUUCCAGUUGUACUGACAGGCGACAGCUAUGCUUGAUGUUAAUGUUAGCAGCUUGGAACUCUGUCCACAUAUUUUGCACUCAAGAUAUGUGGUGGUAAUUCGACCUGUAGAGAUACAGAUAAGACUCUGGUGUCAUAAACUGAAAUGUCUGCUAUCUCAAAUAUUUUUGUGAAUCAAAAAGACAUCAUUGAUCUUUGGCUAA